This is a messenger RNA of Octodon degus (degu), 1109 nucleotides long. It is a transcript of the gene Lat2, whose product is annotated as linker for activation of T cells family member 2. Gene Ontology annotation, cellular component: plasma membrane. NCBI's taxonomy places the organism in Eukaryota, Metazoa, Chordata, Mammalia, Rodentia, Octodontidae. The record is from RefSeq and is a predicted model, not a curated record. Gene Ontology annotation, biological process: B cell receptor signaling pathway; calcium-mediated signaling; B cell activation. The transcript is spliced from 13 exons. The coding region runs from base 159 to 788 and encodes 209 amino acids.
GCCUGUCCGGUGGCGGAUGUGUGAAGGGUGAUUCAGUGGUGACAGGAAGCUGCAGCUUUGCCCGCGGCCCUCUGGAGGCAGCAGCGCUGUGGCUCACGCAGGUCCCGGGAUGGGGCGGCCUCAGUGAGGACUCGGACUCAGGUGGGGACACCAAGGACAUGGGCGCUGAAACCGAGAUGCUGUGUUCAGGGGCGGCGCUGCUGCUGCUACUGGGAGCCAUGGCCGGGCUGUGCGUGCGCUGCUCCCGCCCAGGGGCGAAGAGGACGGAGAAAAUCUACGAGCGGAAGAGUCUGCAAGCGAAUCAGCAGAGCUUCUCAGUGGCUGCUCGGACCUAUUCCUCAGUUAGGCAGGCAUCACCAGGACCCCAGAUGGAUGCAGCCUCCAACACGGCCCCCACAGGGAAGGACAAGCUGCUGCGCUUCUCCACCCUGCUUGAGGAAUCCGGGUCUCCCAGGUACCAGAACUUCAGCAAAGGGAGCAGACCAGAGUCUGAUGCCUACAUAGACCCCAUCACCACAGACUAUUACCACUGGAUGUGGUCCCGGAAGCCCCCGGAAGAUGAGGACGACACCAACUCCUAUGAGAACGUGCUCACUUGCCAGCCCCAGAUCAGGAACGCGGAGCCAGACAGGGAGGACUCUGAGGACUAUCAGAACUCAGCAUCCAUCCACCAGUGGCAGGCAUCCAUGCGGACCCAGGAACAAGUACUCAGAGCAGCGGGGAGCCCGGAUGAGGAUGAGGAUGAGCCCGACUAUGUGAAUGGGGAUGUGGCAGCGAAGGAAGCCUAGGGGAGCCUGGAACUAAGGAGCCCACACCAGGCCUGAGGGAACCACCAGACUCAGACUGGUUUGCUGUGCCCAGCGCGCUCACUUUCGGCCUUUGGGGUUACUGCUGGAAGGGCCUGACACCCGAGGACCUCCUAGCUGGCUGCAGGGACAGCCUGGGAUAGAGCCCGACAUGUGUCGUCAUAGCUGCACCCUCCAUCCCGGCUUGGGCUUCUGUGGAGCAGAACAAGUGCCAAGGGCCAGCUGGCCUCUGCUGUGACAAGUCACCCAGGAUUUAGGGCAAGCUGUGUCUCCAAACCUGUCCUGUAAAAUGCUAACACCGGA